Molecule: messenger RNA, 3034 nt
Organism: Rhopalosiphum padi (bird cherry-oat aphid)
Lineage: Eukaryota; Metazoa; Arthropoda; Insecta; Hemiptera; Aphididae
Gene: frj
Product: lysophospholipid acyltransferase 7
Exons: 9
Coding region: 213-1571 (452 amino acids)
Biological process (GO): lipid modification; phosphatidylinositol biosynthetic process
Cellular component (GO): membrane; mitochondria-associated endoplasmic reticulum membrane contact site
Molecular function (GO): lysophospholipid acyltransferase activity
Source: RefSeq, a predicted model, not a curated record
CAUCAGCAAAGUAGUAAGGUAGUUGUUAAAUAAAUUGUUUUACAUCACCAAGAUUUAUAUUUUUCUUAUUGAAUAACCAUAACGUCUAUUUGAAAACUAUUUAUUAGAUUUCCUGUGUUGAAUAUUGACAAUUCCAUACAAUUUAGGUUAGAAGAAUUAGAAGAUGAAGUUAUUUGUCCCUAUGCCGCAGUGGAUGUGAACUACAGCUAACCAUGUAUUCCGAUGACACUGUGUAUGUUGGCUUAUUGGUCUUAUCAUUUUUAUUUAGCUUUUUAUUCAGAAAAGUUAAACACAAAAAUGUUAGACAAUGGAUGUCAACAAUUUAUGGAGCAAUUAUUGUACUAACAGUUUCUGGCUUACACAUUGUCCAUCCGAUAAUUUGCACACUAGUCAAUUCAAUUUUGAUACAAAUUGAUAAAAGACGUUGUCAUGUAUUAAGUUUCUUAUUUACGUUUGGAUAUUUAAUAUUCUUUCGGAUGACAACAUAUUUUGGAAUACCAUAUCCACCAGCUCAUACUAACUUAAUACAAAUGAUGCUUACUCUAAAGCUUGUUGGUCUUUCGUUUGAAGUCCAUGACAGUUAUUUAAUUAAAUUGAAACAAAAGGAUGCAAAAUGUGAUGCUGAAAAAAAAUUUAAAAUGAUUUGUCAACCUAGUAUUAUAGAAGUAUUUCAUUAUGCAUUUUGUUAUAUAGGCAUUUUAACAGGACCAUAUUUUAAGUAUCGUACUUACUGGGAUUUAUUUAAUCAUAAUUAUUGGAGAAAAGCUACUUAUAUUAAUUUAUUAGUUAAAAAAAUACGUAUAAUCCCAACUUUAAUUAUUUGUUAUUUGGCAACUUCGUGGAUAUUUCCAUUAAGUGAAUUCAAAAAUGACUCUUUUUAUACAUCAACAUCAUUAUCAUACAGAUUAUGGUAUAUGUACUCUUCAUUUUUUAUUUUUCGCACAAGAUUAUAUUUGGGCUUUAUUUUUUCUGAGCUUAUUUGUAUAGCUUCUGGAAUGGGUGCUUAUCCUGAAAUUACAGACCCACAGUCUGGAAGUGGGCCAACUAGAAACUUUGAAUCAUUAGAAACAGAAUAUUCUGGAAAAGGAGAGGCUUACAAUUUUGAUUGUAUUGAAAGUAUUGAUAUUAUGAAAGUAGAAACUAUUUCAACAGUCCGUGGAGCUACGAGAAUUUGGAAUAUGACUGUACAGUACUGGAUUGCUGAAUAUGUGUAUAGAAGAAUUCCUAUUAAAAAACUUAGGACGUUGGUAGCAUUUGGUAUUUCUGCAAUUUGGCAUGGCAUAUAUGCAGGCUAUUAUGUUAGUUUAUGUUCAGUGCCUUUUUACUUAGCAGUGGAAGACAUUUAUGAUAGACAAUACCGUAACUAUGCUGACUCUGCAGGCAAACGCAUAUUGUGGACAUUCUUCUUAUAUACUAUGAAAAUGUAUCAGUUUUCAUUUUGGGGAUGCACAUUUCAACUCUUACAUAUCGACCUCAUAUUUAAAUACUGCCAAUCUAUAUAUUUUCUCCCUUAUAUUGUUUUGAUAACUAUGUAUGCCAUCUCUCGAUUUAAUAACUUGCGGACUAGUUGACCAAAUAAAACUAUUUGGCCUGUUGCUGUCAACAUCAGAGAAUUCCUCUAAGGGACUAGGAGCCUAUUAUGUUAUGUUUUGUUUUGUUUUUUGGUGAAGUAUACCAUAAUUAUAAAAUUUAUGUAUAAGUUGUAUAUUUUUCUUAUAUCUUAUUGGCCCUCUACACCAAUGGGUCUAUAUGAAAAGAAAAUAUUGCCUUUUCACCACAAUAUGAAAGACAUUUGUAAUAAUAUUUUAUAUUAUCUAUAAAAACAUUUUUAAUUGCUAUUUGUAUUAAGUUUAAUUUCAUAGAUAAGUGUAAAUACUCAAGAUUAAAAGAAAUACCCUUUGAUAAAAAUAUAAAUAAUUUUGACAAUUAAUUAUUGUCUAUUGUUAUGUGAAAUAAAAUAACUGUUUAUAAUUUUUCGAUUAGCUUAAUAUAUUAACUAAUAAUUGUGAAAAAAUAAUACUAGUAAAUAUGUUAUGUGAGUUAUAUACAUGCUAUAGUAAUAGUAAUAAUAAUAGAUAUAAAUUAAACUGAUUACACUCCUAAACACAAAUGUAUUCCCUUAUGGCUUAAAAGUACAUAGUAUGUACAUGUAUACAAUGUAUAUUAAAAUAAAUUAAUAUUAUUUCAUAAAUAAUUUAAAAUAUGAAUAGUUUUACUAUAAACUAUUUUAUUUAUUUUUCACAAAAUGUCUUUAUUUUAUAUUAUUAAUAUUUGUAAUAUUUGACAUAAAUUUUAAAUAAAAUGUCAGUAUAUAAAGUAACAUUUACUUAAUUAUUAAAUUUUUAUGUUGAAGUAUUUGGUAUAAUAUGACAUUUUGUAAUUGCUUUAAAAAUUAGUAGCUUUCAUAUUAUGUUUGUUAUUAUAGAAUAAUCAAUUUUAUCAAUUCAAAUUCAUAUUAAAUAUUAUGUUUUUUAAUAAUAAGAAUUAAUUUAAUAUUUUGUGCCAUAUUGUUCUUAAUCAUGUUAAUGAAUACUUUAACUUCCAACUAACAUCCUUAAAUAUAUUUAUUUUUUUUUAUUGUUAGAAUAUAAAAAUGUACCUAUAUCUAAAGACACACAUAAUACACGCAUAAUUAUUAUAUAUACUUCAAAUUUGCCAUGUUCAUUUAAGUUAUAGGUAUUUAUAAUAUAUAAGAAUAAUGUAUAUUUGUGUGCUUUGGUAUAACUGUGUAUACUUUAUGUAUAUAAUUUAUGAUGUUUAAGUUAACUAUAAAAAUAAAUGUAUCUUUGAGUUUUCGUAAAUAAUAAAAUUGUUUUGUAUAAUUUUUUUUUAUGUUUCGGGCUACAUAUUAUUGUAUAUUUAAUUGAUUUUUUUAACUAAAUUAUUUUUUUUUGUUUUAUAAAAUGUCUGUAAGAGAAACUUAAUAAUUAAAUAAGUGUUUGAUUGAUUAUUUCUAAUUUAGCAUUAUAAUUUAUAUUAAACGUUUUAAUUAUUGGUUGAAAUAAAUAAUUAUAAAUAAUUUUAACAUUUUUUA